Puccinia triticina is the source of this 426-nucleotide messenger RNA. RefSeq lists its product as uncharacterized. The record is from RefSeq and is a predicted model, not a curated record. NCBI's taxonomy places the organism in Eukaryota, Fungi, Basidiomycota, Pucciniomycetes, Pucciniales, Pucciniaceae. The transcript has 2 exons. The coding region runs from base 1 to 426 and encodes 141 amino acids.
AUGAUCACUAUUAUCUUCUCCUUCCUCUCCAUCACCUCCACCACCUCCACCACCACCACCGCCUCCUCCACCUCCGCCGCCUCCUCCACCUCCACGGUCUCCACUGCCUCCUCCAGCUCCGCCACCACCGCCGCCUCCUCCAGCUCUGCCGCCACCGCUGCCUCCUCCAGCUCCGCCGCCACCGCCGCCUCCUCCAGCUCCGCCGCCACCGCUGCCUCGUCCAGCUCCGCCGCCGCCACCGCUGUCACCAUCAUUGCCACUGCCUCCUCCUCCUCCUCUUCCAAUUCUUUGACCACCACGGCCCUCUUCAUCACUGUUCCUGCCCCCAUUUCCUCCAGAACCGCCAGCUUGUUGUGUACAGAACGCCAAGCUGGUGGCUUUGGAUUUUGUGGGAUUUGUGAAGUCGAACCAGAAGUGUAUUUCUGA